GAUCAGCAGGAACCUGUUGCCCUCCUACAGCUACAGCGCUCUCAGAACACGAACUCGCGGCGCACGAACACUUUCGCCUACGUGUGGUAUUUAGCCGACAAGGAUGAGGAUAUCGCCUGUGGCAUCCUUGUGGCGGAUGUCCAGCCUUUUGUCCAGAGCGGCGGCCCCAUGAUCAUCGAUCCGCGCAGGCUUUUCUACGAGCGCGACUUCUCGAAAUCCCUGGAUGCGUCUGUGGUUCAGGUGGAUGGCGAAAUGGACUGGGUGAACAGCCAUUUCCGCAACCGCAUGGACGUGCUCGAUGGCUUCUAUGCCCUGCUGGUUGGAGAAUGGUGCGGUGAUGACAAGAUCUUCCAAUACUGGCAGAAAUAUUUCCAGAAGCCGAAUCUGAAUUCAUAG
This is a messenger RNA of Symbiodinium pilosum, 396 nucleotides long. The record is from the annotation of a GenBank genome assembly. Lineage: Eukaryota; Dinophyceae; Suessiales; Symbiodiniaceae.